Messenger RNA from Phalacrocorax carbo (great cormorant), 709 nucleotides. The record is from RefSeq and is a predicted model, not a curated record. Lineage: Eukaryota; Metazoa; Chordata; Aves; Suliformes; Phalacrocoracidae.
AAAGGGUUGGGCGUUCACUCUGAAGCGGAGCGACGGCGGCCGCGCACGGCUGACCGGGGGCAUGUGUUCCGGCACGCAGACCAAAAUAGUGAAUGAAGAGAAAAAUGCAAACGAACAAGAAUUUAACUUUGAAAAAGCUCGUCUGGAAGUGCACAAGUUUGGAAUCACGGGCUACAGGAAGCAGGAGCAACGUGUAUGGGAACAGGAGCGUGCUGUCAUGCUGGGAGCCAAGCCCCCCAAAAAGGAACACAUGAACUACAAGACUUACCAAGAGAAAAUGAAAGAGAAAAAAGCAGCGAAGGAUGAUGAUAAGGGAAAGGAACAUAAAGGUGAUUCUCUUAAGAAGAAGAAGAAGAAAGAACAGAAGGAGAGGAAGGCCAAAAGGAAGAAAUCAGUGCCUAGCAUUUGGCCUGCAGGACAAGUUGGAAAAUUCAGAGAUGGGACCUUGAUUCUGCAAAGCCAUGACAUAAAGAAAAUUAAAUCAUCUAAAGUUAUCAAAUGAACUUAUGAUACAGAGUGAAAUGGACAAUACGCAUAAGAUAGAAUUCACGUUGCUACCAACACAGACUAAUGGAGCCUCUUGCCUUCCCACCAUAUCCUUUUUUUACCUUACUUGUUGAAGGAUUUUUUAUAUUCCAUUCUGCCUUGGGAAGAACAUGAGAAUUUACCAUUUAGUAAAUAAAAAUAAGACUUUCUAUUAAGAAUGCUA